Triticum aestivum (bread wheat) is the source of this 3845-nucleotide messenger RNA. RefSeq lists its product as uncharacterized. The record is from RefSeq and is a predicted model, not a curated record. NCBI's taxonomy places the organism in Eukaryota, Viridiplantae, Streptophyta, Magnoliopsida, Poales, Poaceae. The coding region runs from base 218 to 3547 and encodes 1109 amino acids. The transcript is spliced from 7 exons. Gene Ontology annotation, cellular component: nucleus. Gene Ontology annotation, molecular function: double-stranded DNA binding; histone methyltransferase activity; protein binding.
GACCAAAUCAUGGCGCCAUAACGAAAGAAAUCAGCUAUCGUCACGGCGACAGAGCAACAAUAUCGCGGGAGUAAUAGUAGCACCUGUAAACAACCCAUGCGUAUCUCCUUCCCAAACAUAGGGGGGAGACCGCUCCAGUCUCCACCCUCCACCCUCCACCUCCCCUCCAGUCGCCAGACGACGCCACCUCUGCCGCCUGCCGCCGCCCGUCUGCGGAAUGGUCUGCGCCCCGACGGCGGGGGUGGAGGUGCUGCCGCCUCGCGGGGGUGUCUCCGCCCGGCGCUCCUGGCCGCCGAGCUGCGGCCGCGUCCCCGAGGGCGGCGGCGGCGAGAGGGGCGUCCAGGGCACGGCGGACGAGGCGGCCGGCCACGCGGGCGUUUCCUCUGCGGCGUGCAACGGCGGGCUCCCGCGCGACCCCCCUCAGCCUCAGCCGCAGUCGCCCGGCGACGGGGAUGCGCGUCCCUCGGAUGGCCAGGCAGAUAUCAGGGCGCUUGAUGUGAUGCCGCUGGCGUUCGCUGCCCCUCGGAAAUGUGCCGUUGCUCCUGCUAAUGGUUCCAUGGAAGAUGGGGGUCAUAUGGUCGAUUCGUUGAAUGUGGAGGGGCAAUUGGUCAGGGAUGAGGAUGUUGUUAUUGGCAAUGGAGAUGGCAGUGUUGUGGGAAGCAGAGUGGGCGAUGGCGAAUUGGAGAGGGAGGAGGACGAGAGCAGAAAGAAGAGGUGGUUGGCAUCUGUCAUGAAUCCGCCUCCCAAGAGAAGAGCGGUCUCAGCCAAGCGCAAAUUUCCGCCUGGCUGUGGGAGUGUUGCUGUUACCGCCAUCGGCAUCGGAGGUUGUGGUGUUUCUCCGAUGUUGAAGCGAGAUGAUUCUAAUCACGAAACGGAAGGCAAAAGAGAAGAGGUCGGAGGUGCCACCGAGGCACACAAUCAUAUGCAAGAAUCUCAAGUCGUUAAUUGUGUCGCUCCAGAUGAUUUUGCAGACCGUCCACGGAAUUAUGUUGGUCAUGGCACUUCUCCGAUUUUGAGGCGAGAUGAUUCUAAUAACGAAACGGAAGGCAAAAGAGAAGAGGUCGGAGGUGCCACCGAGGCACACAAUCAUAUGCAAGAAUCUCAGGUCGUCAAUUGUGUCGCUCCAGAUGAUUUUGCAGACUGUCCACAAAAUUAUGUUGGUCAUGGUGCUUCUCCAAUUUUGAGGCGAGCUGAUUCUAAUCACGAAACGGAAGGCAAAAGAGAAGAGGCCGGAGGUGCCACUGAGGCACACAAUCAUAAGCAAGAAUCUCAAGUCAUCAAUUGUGUCUCUCCAGAUGAUUUUGCAGACCGUCCACGAAAUUAUGUUGGUCAUGGUGCUUCUCCGAUUUUGAGGCGAGAUGAUUCUAAUGUGGAAAUGGAAGGCAAAAUAGAAGAGGUUGGAGGAGCUACCGAGGCACACAAUCAGAAGAUCCAAGAAUCUCAAGUCGUCAACGUUAUUGUUCAAGAUGGUUUUGCAAGAGACCAACAUGGCCAUGAUAAUCCACUAAAUGAUGUUACAAGCGACUCACCAAGACAUAGUUUCUUGGAGCAGAUGAAUGGUAGAAGAGUAUUACGUGAAAGGAAGCGCGCACCGCUAGUAGCGAGGAACGCUGAGAUUAGAAGCAAACGCGAAGGACGCUUGCAUCAAGGCACUCCGAGGGCUCAUCCGAGAGGCCCUCUUAAUGUGAAGAGAAAGGGCAAGAGUUCAGAGAUUGUCAAGAUCAAUGUGACAUUGGUAGAUGAUGCAGGUGUGCUUGAUGUGAUACGCUCGGCAUCUAAGUGUGGAGACCAUGUUGCGACCGAUCAAAUUGAAGAUAAGGAUGGUGUGGGCCUUAAUACUAAUAGGGUAAUUAUACAAGCAUUGAUGGCUCCAGACAGAUGCCCUUGGAUGCAACGAAAGAAAUCUAUUGGUAGUGUUCCUAAAUCGCUUGCUCCUAGGAACAAUGUGAAGAAGAAGGUUGCUACUCCAAGGAAAGAAUUGCGCUUUAAAGUUACCCCUUCUACAUCGGCUAGGCUCAAGGCAAGAGAGGACGGAGAAGAUUCCUUAGAAGAUGAUGAGAAAUCUUUGGCAGCACUUGCGCAUGAAAGAAAUAAUAAAUCAUGCGUCAACAUCCCUCGAUGUGCUCCUUCCGAUGACUCGAGUGUUGAUACCCGAAGCAAAGUUACGAAGAUUGAUGAGAGAAGUCGAUUGCUCGAUCCAAAGGAUAUACCACUUGUAGCGGGGGUUGGUGAUGUAAAAAACAAAUGUGAAGGAAGCUUGCAAGAAGGUACUUCGAGGACGCAUGUGAGAGCUCUUGUUAAUGUGAAGACAAAGGGCAAGAGACCAGAUAAUGUCAAGGUGAAUGUGACAUUGCUAGAUGAUAGGAGGGUCUUUGAAGAUGACAAGACGGGAAACCAGAUUUCAAGAACUCGAAGAGGAGUGGCGCGCUCCUCAAAUAUUAAAAACAUGAAGAAAGGCAUGUUUGCUCAUAAGUUAAAGCAUGAUGGCAUCAGCAAGGACUCUGGGAAUAGGUUCAUGAAGGAAUCUAAGUGUGGGGAUCAUCUUCCGACCGAUCAAAUUAAAGAAAAUGAUAAUGUGGGCCUUGUCACCAACAAGAUGACUGUAUUAGCAUUGAUGGCUCCUGACAAAUGCCUGUGGACAGAAGGGAAGAGGCUUAUUGCUGGUGUUUCUCAGUCUCUCACUUGUAGGAAUAAUAACUCUCUUACCGUUCGUGAAGGCCUUUGUUUGCCUGACAUAUCUCAAGGAAAAGAGAGCAUUCCCAUAUGUGUGAUCAACACAAUUGAUGGCGUGCUGCCAACGCCAUUUAAGUACAUUACCAAAGUCAUAUAUCCGCCCUCAUAUGCAAAAGCACCUUCAGUAGGCUGUGACUGCACUAACGGUUGCUCGGACUCUAGUGAAUGUGCUUGUGCUGUGAAAAAUGGAGGGGAGAUCCCAUUCAAUUUGAAUAGCGCAAUUGUUUAUACAAAGCCUCUCAUAUAUGAGUGUGGCCCAUCAUGCAGGUGCCCGCCAACAUGCCACAAUAGGGUGAGCCAGCACGGCCCCAAAGUUCCACUGGAAAUAUUCAAGACUGGGAAGACAGGUUGGGGCGUAAGAUCCCUCAGUUUUAUCCCUUCAGGUAGUUUCGUGUGCGAGUAUGUAGGUGAGGUAUUGCAAGAGACAGAAGCUGAGAGGACAGAAAAUGAUGAGUACCUUUUUGAUAUUGGUCGUGACGAUGACGAUGAUGAAGAAGAAGAAGGUCCAGAAUCUUCUAAAUCCGAGAUGACGGCGGAGGGCUUGGGCUAUACAAUAGAUGCUGCAAAGUGUGGUAAUGUUGGAAGAUUCAUCAACCAUAGCUGCUCUCCAAACAUGCAUGCACAGGAUGUUCUCUGGGACCAUGAUGAUAGGAGGAUGCCGCAUGUUAUGCUUUUCGCCGAAAAGAAUAUCCGUCCUCUACAAGAGCUUACUUACGAUUACAAUUAUAACAUAGGUAAUGUGCGCAAGAAUGGCAAGGUGAAGGAGAAGAAAUGCUUUUGCGGUUCGUCGAAGUGCCGCCUCAGGCUUUACUAAGGUAUCGGUGACUGGUGAUGGUAAUGUUCAUAUUUCGGCGGAACGCAGUCCUGUCAGCGUAGUGCUCCUUGGUCUUUACUCUCCCGGUCACCUUGCAGUCGUUGAUGGCUUGUGAUGUUUUUUUCUUGCUACCCUAGCGUUGAAUUAGUACUGCUUUUUAAAGAGCUGCAUUAGCUCAUUCUGCUGUUAGUUUUAUUUUCAGAACCGAACCUGUACUGGGUACAUGAGUUCUGGCUGUAGCUUUUCUCUGUCACAAAUUUUACAUAAUCAAGCAUUCUUGCUGUCCUUUUAAGCAUUA